UCAGCAAACGACAAACGGCCAUUUCAUCUACACCACCAAUUCCACCCUACCAUCUCAUCUGAAUAUAUCGUAAUUAUGGCGCCGAAUAAGAUUAUCAUCGAUACGGACCCUGGCGUCGAUGAUAUCCUGGCUAUGCUACUGGCCUUUUCGGCCAAGAGCGAGGAGUUGGAUAUUUUGAUGUUGAGUUUGACGUUUGGGAAUGUCGAGGUUAAGAAUUGUCUACGAAAUGUCGUCACCCUGUUCCACUACAUUGAGAAAGAGAGGGCGUGGCGGAAGGAGAAUAGCAGGCCAGAGGGGUUUGAGACAUUAAGUGCGAGGAAACCUAUUGUUGCUGUUGGUGCUGAGGAGCCAUUGGCGGAACAUAUGAUGGUCGCGGACUUCUUCCAUGGAAUUGAUGGGCUGGGAGGUAUCCAUCACAGCCACCCACACCUCUCACCAGAAGAGACGUGGAAAUCGCUCUUCACACCUCAGCCGAAGAACAUGUCGGCUGAAGAAACUGCGGCGCUGCAAAAAGUCAAGGAGAAACAUUCGCUCUUCACGCCAUCGCUAAAGCCAGCACACGAAGUCAUGCUCGACCUGUUGAAGGAGAACGAGCCCGAUACGGUUACCAUUGUGGCAGUUGGACCACUGACAAAUCUUGCUCUCGCUGCUGCUCAAGAUCCUGAGACAUUCUUGAAAGUCAAGGAAGUCGUCGUCAUGGGCGGUGCCAUCGACGCGCCCGGAAACCUCUACGCAGCUCUGAAAAGCCACCCACAGCGUCGUCCACCCCCACCCCUCCAUCUAAUCUACAACCCGCACAUCCUCUCCAUCCCCGUCCCUCCCUUCAACCUAAUAAAACAACCCAACACCCCCCUCCGCCACUCACUAAACCUGUGCAACCAGAUGACACCCGGCGCCGAAUUCAACACCUACGCCGACUCCGUAGCCAGCGCGCGCGUCUUCGCCCUCACAUCCGCCAACCCGCACCUAACCAUGCCGCCCGCAUUGUCAAACCCACAGAAGAAGAACCAACUACCGCCCUACCCAAAAUCGUUGAGCAAAAGACUAACCAUCAAACUCUUCCCGCUCGACACCACGGAGUUACAUGUAUUGCCCAAGGCAAUGUACGAAGACUACAUCAACCUAAAACCCAUCAAAGGCUCUCCCCUCUCCGAAUGGACCGCCCUCUUCCUCUCCGCCACCUUCGCAAAAAACGCCGCCUUGAACCCUCAACAAGACACCACAAAAGCCGGACUCCAACUCCACGACCCGCUAACUAUAUGGUAUGCGCUCUGUCCCAGCAACCCCUUAUGGAAGUUCAAAGAGGAAGAUGUCAGGGUUGAGACGAGCGGGCAGUGGACGAGGGGGUGCACGAUUGUGGAUCGGAGAGGUAGACCGAUUACGGAGGGAGAGAGCAGUUUGGAUGAGGAGGUUGUGGGGGAUGCGGGGGGUUGGAGGGAUAGUCGGAGGGGGAACCGGGUUGGGUGGUGUACGAGGAGUCCUGGGGAGGGGAAGUUUGCUAGAGUGUUGUUGCAUAGGGUGCUGGGGGAUGGUGAACAGUGGUAGAGUGGUUUGUGGGGGGUUGAGUAGAUGAGUGCUGUUUGGCAGAGGAUGUGUGGUCUUCAGAGUGGCAUGUGUGGAGAUGCUGAGUAGCCAAUCUUGCACUCUGCGCCACGUGGUUCAGCUUCGUACUCAGACUAGAUUUGGCACAAGCAUUCUCUUUCCUCCACCAUCGAAGUGUCAGCAAAGUCAAAGACAAAAGGCAUAUGCGCAUUCGUCUCCAACCUAUACAUCCACAAAUCUAAACCCAGCAAGCUUGCUACCUAUCCGUCGGCCUACCCGCCAUCACCUAUUCACCUAUCCGUGCCUUCCUUACACAACGGCUUAUGGGGCUGGGUAGGUGGGUGGUCACAGAGAGCUGUACAGCAUGUGUGGCAGCUGGGUUUCCCGAGGGAGUGGAUAUUCUCCGAAGGGAAGAGGGGGUUUGUGUACGUCUUGUGUCAUUGUGAUGCGAGAACGGCGGUCAUUCCGAGUGGUUCGCUUAGAGGGUAGUUUGUGUUGGAU
This is a messenger RNA of Alternaria rosae, 2043 nucleotides long. Its product is annotated as Inosine/uridine-preferring nucleoside hydrolase domain-containing protein. Gene Ontology annotation, molecular function: purine nucleosidase activity. The transcript is spliced from 7 exons. The coding region runs from base 76 to 1545 and encodes 489 amino acids. Gene Ontology annotation, biological process: purine nucleoside catabolic process. Gene Ontology annotation, cellular component: cytosol. The record is from RefSeq and is a predicted model, not a curated record. NCBI's taxonomy places the organism in Eukaryota, Fungi, Ascomycota, Dothideomycetes, Pleosporales, Pleosporaceae.